AUGGAAGAUCACUAUGAGUUUAAGCUUUUUCUGCGUAAACGUGAUCGACGCGAGCUGUUACUACAGCGAUCAAGGAAUUUAUUCAGCAACUUGCUAAAGGAGAAAACGCUUGCAAUUAGUGGAACCUUCCUAAUGUUUGGUUAUAAUGUACAAGUCGUGGCUUCAGAUAUGCCAGCAGGGAAAAGUGUUAGAGACAAACCACAGUACGGCUUGGCUCUAUCAAGCUUGGUGAGCGAACGACAAGUGGACUACAUGGAGAACAUCAAUGACGGCUGUCUUAUGACCCUGUCGCCGAUUGUUACGCCGUGUUGCAGGAACUCCUUUGUUUUACUCAGUGCCAAUGAUGAAACAAUCCAUGGCCAGAAAUUGAAUUAUGGAGAUGAAUUUCUGUUGAAAGCUGAAAAUUAUGGAGAUCCUCAGGCGGCGCCUUUGUAUGUCAGAUACACUCCAUCUGGGGUUCCCGAGCCGGCUGACCGAAUGCCGAUACGAUUGAGUAGUACCAAGGACACCAACUGUCGUUGGACCACUAUGCCAUUACUUCCUCGCGAUCACCUCGAGGGCUUGGGCAGUCCUAUACAGACAGGGAAGAGGCUGAUCAUAAAGAACUGCGUUGCUGACAAAAGCUUAUGCGUUAUGAAUGAAAAUUGGAUGCAAACAUUCUUUGGGCCUGAAUGUGGAGUCACGUGUCGUAAUUAUAUCGAUAUUCAUAAAAGAUUCACUGCGAGAAACGUAUUCACUUUAGUCAGCGACGUUGCUGUGAAGAAGAAGGCAUAGUAGUUUAUAUAAGACUUGUGUUAACUUUGCGUUUAUAUUAAUAAUUUUUUUGUGUUAAUUUUUUUUUUAAUCCAUGGUUCUCGCCGGAUUUGUGAAAAACUGAUUUUCAAUCGGGCGUAGUCGCGAGCGUCCUCUAGUAUUAAUAAAUUUU
This is a messenger RNA of Bicyclus anynana (squinting bush brown), 925 nucleotides long. RefSeq names its product cilia- and flagella-associated protein 161. Gene Ontology annotation, cellular component: motile cilium. The record is from RefSeq and is a predicted model, not a curated record. Bases 1 to 774 code for a protein of 257 amino acids. Gene Ontology annotation, biological process: cilium assembly. NCBI's taxonomy places the organism in Eukaryota, Metazoa, Arthropoda, Insecta, Lepidoptera, Nymphalidae. The transcript is spliced from 8 exons.